Molecule: messenger RNA, 1538 nt
Organism: Triticum aestivum (bread wheat)
Lineage: Eukaryota; Viridiplantae; Streptophyta; Magnoliopsida; Poales; Poaceae
Product: F-box protein At5g07610
Exons: 2
Coding region: 42-1262 (406 amino acids)
Molecular function (GO): protein binding
Source: RefSeq, a predicted model, not a curated record
CAGACCCGCAGCCGUAGGUUUCCUCCCGUCCGCCUCGGUCGAUGGCGCCGCCACCGCCGCCGCCGAUUUCUUGCUCCGGCAUGUCCGCCUCAGCUGAUCGCUCUCCCCCGUGGGAGGAAGGCCGCGCCUCGGUUCGCAUCAGGUUUUCCUCUUCUCCUCCCAGCGGGACGGCGGCCGAGAGGCUCACCGACGACCUCCUUGUGGAAAUCCUCUCCCGUGUCCCGGUCAAGUCGCUCUGCCGCUUCAAGUGCGUCUCCAGCCACUGGCUGAGCCUCAUCCACCACCCGGACCACCGCAAGAAGCUCCCCCAAACCCUGGCUGGCUUCUUCUACACCACCGACGACUUUGAGCGCAUCCCGAUCUCAGCAUACCAUCUCGCCAAUUUCUCUGGGAGAAGCUGCCCUCCGAUAGACAAAUCUUUCUCCUUUCUGCGGAACCACCGGCGUGUUGAUCUACUGGAUUGUUGCGGCGGCCUCCUCCUCUGCAGCUGCUACACGGGCGAGGGUGACCGUUACAUCGUGUGCAAUCCCGCGAGGGAGGAGUGGGUGAUGCUGCCGGAAACAAGCAAUGCAGGCAUGAGGGGCACUGUAAGUUUGGGUUUCGAUCUGGCUGUGUCGCCCCACUUCCGUGUGUUUGUGUUGCUGGCGUUCAUGGAUCAUGAUGGUGACUUCGGCCGUGGCCUCACGAGGGCGGAUAUUUUUUCGUCUGAAACCAGGAGAUGGGUUCGUAAACAAAAGAGAUGGAACGAGAAUCUUUAUUUUCUUGGUCCUCGGCACCAAUCUACCGUUUUCCUCAACGGCUAUAUGCAUUUUUACGCCUGCAGCAUCACGUCAUCACAUUGUGUAGUUGCGGUUGACAUGGAGGGGGAAACAUGGACGACCUUCCGUAUCCCUGGCCAUCUGCGGCAUGGUUUUCUUCAGCUGUCACAGGGCUGCUUGCACUAUUCCAGUUUUCAGAAAGAUGAAGAUGAGGUGGUUCGACUAGUUGUUUAUGUUCUCGGGGACUAUGACAACAAAGAGUGGAUGAUGAAGCAUAGCAUUGAAACUUCACACAUAUCUGGAUGGAUACCUAUUGACCACCGUUGUAUCGCAAUUCAUCCGGAGUGUGACUUGAUCUUCUUCACCGCGGGAGUGGCUACCAAAAUCAUGUGCUAUAAUAUGAAUAGUCGGCAAGUCAAACUGAUCUCCAGUGUUGAAUAUGAUAAUCCACCAUAUCUUCUAUAUGUCCCAUUGUAUGCAGAAUUACAAUCAUUGCACACGUGAUUCGGUAGUCGGUUGUUCGUACUAUGGACCAGGGGGCUUGGGUUUGGUUCUCAUUUUCUUGAAUGAUGUGUGUACCCUUUUUAGUUUGGAGCUAUGGUAGUUCAGUACUUUGGCAGCAUGUCUGAUUUCUUUGAGAUUAGUUCAUGUAGUGUUGAAGGGAAAAACAUGCCAUGAUCAUUCUGUAAAAGACAUGAUAAGUGAUUAUCAUGAUAUCGUUAAUGUAGUUGGGGUAAAAUAAGUACUCCCUCCGUCCCAAAAUAUAAGAUCAUUUUUGAG